This is a messenger RNA of Exophiala dermatitidis NIH/UT8656, 1804 nucleotides long. RefSeq names its product 50S ribosomal protein L5. The transcript has 3 exons. Gene Ontology annotation, biological process: translation. Gene Ontology annotation, cellular component: cytosolic large ribosomal subunit; ribosome. Lineage: Eukaryota; Fungi; Ascomycota; Eurotiomycetes; Chaetothyriales; Herpotrichiellaceae. The record is from RefSeq and is a predicted model, not a curated record. Bases 130 to 1191 code for a protein of 353 amino acids. Gene Ontology annotation, molecular function: RNA binding; structural constituent of ribosome.
UGCCAGUGCGGUAGCGAGACAAUUGUACUGCCAAUGCUAGCAAAAAAGACAACUGCGCCAGUCAGUUGAAAGUUAUCAGCAUCUCUGUGCCAGCAUUCAACCACCUCCCUGCCGCAGCCGCCAACAACAAUGGCGGACUUGCAGCUAGGUGUCCGGCUUGCCCGGACAUGGCGGUCGUUCGCCAACCCAUCAGUUUGCAAUCGGUGUAUGCGGCAAACCCAGCAAAGGACGCUGGCAACCCAAGCCACUGCUUCACAAGGCCAACGCGACUUAGAACUUGAAGAGACGUCGUCUUUAGCCGGACCACACCAGGUGAAGAAAGAGUUUGAUCCCUUAAAGGUUCCCAGGUCGCGAAAGCGUCAACUGGUUCCCAGCAGAUACCAAUUCCGCAGUCCGAAAUACUAUCGCGGACCUCUACAUCCUCACCAACCGCCGCCGCCCUCUGACCCGGCGAGUCGCGAGUUCGUGCCGGGCCCGUUUUCAUCUCCACGGCUCGAACAAACCUACCACCACAUUAUUGCGCCGGACUUCAUGACCAUGUGCUACCAACAUACACCGCCUGGGUUCCGACCACCGCAAAAGGGGCCCCGUCUCCGGCCAUGGAUUGGCGACUCUCCAUAUUUCAAGAACCGACCGCUUCGCGGACCACGUGGAGGCGACGUCUUGCGCCUGUUGCGGAAACCCAUCACGUUCCGAAACAUCCCCAUGAUCGAGCGAGUCACGGUCCAUGCCUACGUCAAGGGCGCUCUGACGGGAGGGUCGGGAUUUAUUCAUGUCGCCGGCAUGGCCUUGCAGGCCAUCACGAACCACCGAGUCGUCACCCACGAAUCCAAGAAAAACGAGGCCAACUGGAGUCUGGUCAGGGGCAAAACCGUCAGCAUGACCGUCGACUUGAAGGGCGAGGACAUGUACCAUUUCCUCGGCAAAUUGAUCAACGUCGUCUUGCCGCGCAUCAAGGAUUGGAACGGCGUCAGAGGCACCACUGGAGAUAACAGCGGCAACCUGACUUUCGGCCUCGACCCUGAAGCUGUCGCUGGAUUUCCCGAGAUCGAAACAAACUACGAUGCAUAUCCGGGCAAGAUGAUUCCGGGUAUGCACAUCACCAUUCAUACGACUGCCACCUGCGAUAAAGAUGCCCGUCUGCUUCUCGAACAGAUCGGUAUUCCAUUCUACGGCAAGGUUGUGGAUUAAAGAACGAGGUCAUUUUCGUUCGUUUUGGGUGUUCAUGGGCUGUUGCGUUGAACUUAUGUUACAAUGGAUGCCACCCAGCCGCAUUUGAAUGCGUGUCCCUUGCGAAGGAGAUGGGAUCAAGCUUGGGUGAAUGAGAGCCUGUGCGGAUUCAGCCCCAGCAGCUGGCCUUAUUGUGCCAACGUGCAGAAACAGGGGCACCCUCCAUUCAAUCGAUACCAUGCACCCGCGAGUGCAAGAUACCCGGAUCCGUCACUGCUUCGGCCAUCUCUGGCCCGAAUCCGUCGACCCGGGGUUUUUGAUCGCCUUGCUCUCAAAUUGGAAGAUCGUUGUACACUAGGACGGAUGGGGUUCCGAUGAUAUGCAGUAGAAUGGAUGUUACAAUCUACUGCAGCACAACAACCACAUAUCACACAGGACAACGCGCAAAGGGAAAAGGAUCAAGAUUUACGGGAUGGGCAUAUAUUAUCAAUAGACCAAUCCACUGCAAUGGGUGGUGCACACCAGUUUGACUUGCAGAAUGGGCUCAUUCAUGUACAAGACAAUAAAAAAGUACCAUACUAUGCACGGUCUGAACCGCGUUUGCAGGUUUACAGUAUGAUUCCCCUUCUUGCCG